This is a messenger RNA of Betta splendens (Siamese fighting fish), 2540 nucleotides long. It is a transcript of the gene arhgef39, whose product is annotated as Rho guanine nucleotide exchange factor (GEF) 39. Gene Ontology annotation, biological process: positive regulation of cell migration. The transcript is spliced from 12 exons. Gene Ontology annotation, molecular function: guanyl-nucleotide exchange factor activity. The record is from RefSeq and is a predicted model, not a curated record. Lineage: Eukaryota; Metazoa; Chordata; Actinopteri; Anabantiformes; Osphronemidae. Gene Ontology annotation, cellular component: plasma membrane. The coding region runs from base 130 to 1419 and encodes 429 amino acids.
UGUUUGUCGACCGCCAAUCAGAAACAAGAAGAAGAAGGAAAGCCUAUUAGCGUUCACGUUAACAUCAUAAACCCGGAAAUGAAAAGCUCAACGUAAAAAGAGCGCCUCAAUCAUAAGUGGAGACGUUACAUGUGUAUCCGUCACCCUAUUGUUACCAUGAAUUGCAACCCUGGUCCACAGAGCAGUAUUCAGCAGCAGAGGGAACACUGGAAUAGAAACCACAGUACAUCAGCCAGAAAAUUGGUGCAGACUGAACAACUAUACAACCAUCAGCUUCAGCAGAUCAUCACUUACUUUGUGGAUAUCCUGAAUGCCAAAGGAACCCUGAAGCAGGGCAUAAGAGAAAGCAUCUUUAGUUCAAUCAAAGAAAUUCAUUCCAUAAACCAGGUUCUUUUGGUCCAUUUGGAGAGUGGCUGCAUUGGCAGAGGCUUUGAUCUGUUCUGUCCCAACCUGCAAUACUACAACACAUAUGUGGACAACAUCUAUAAUGCCAGUAAAGUACUCAGGAUACAACUGAAGAAAAACAAAGCCUUCAGACGUUUUAAGAAACUGCAAGAAACCCGAUCAGAGUUCAACAACCAUAAACUUGAGGAAUUACUUCAACUUCCCGUUCAGAGAAUUGAUCAAUACAAACAUUUCCUACAAAAUCUUAUUGCCAACAUAAGUCCAGACAAUCCUGAGUUUCAACCGCUUUCAAGGGCGCUGAAUGUGGUGUGCACUGUGUCCCAGCGCAUUGAGAACAAUACCCGCUGCUAUGAGAACCACCUACAGCUUUGUAGAGUGCAGAAACUGCUCAAAGGACAACAAAUGAAGGUGUUGGCUGCAGGGCGGUGGUACAUCCGUGAGGGCUGGCUGAAGGUGGUUCCUCCUAAAGGGGCACAGACAAAGCCCAUGAUGUUCUUCCUGUUUUCUGACAUGCUGCUGCAGGCCAAGCGCUGCAGCCCACUGUAUCCUACUAAUGGAAAUAAGUUUGUCGGCCAACAUGCCUACCCCCUGCAGGACUGCACAGUGGAGAAGGUAUUCGGCCACACAAAAAGCCAGGGAGGCUUACUCAGUUUAUCCUUUCCUAAAGCCAAACUUCUAUUGAUGUCCAGUAACCAAGUGGAUCUUAAUGAAUGGUACAAAAGCCUGACAUCAGCAAUCAGGAAAUUGCAUUCUACACAGACAGUGGUCCAUCAAAGAGAUGAGUUUUGCCCGAGAACUCUCCGUGAAGCUCCUGAGAACAAUAGCACCAGCAAUAGUACCACCACAACCGCCAUCCCUCAAAGAAAUAGAAACUUGGGGAGCAGUGAGAAUGAUGUUAAAGUCCACAAGUCUUCAGUUGAGUGUAAGAGCAGCGCCCCCAAGAGGAUGAAGCAAUCUCAAACUCCAGAACAGAGCAGGGUGGAUACAUUCUCAUUUGGUUGUGUGAUCCUCUGAUGGACUACCUUUCUACUAUAGACCCAAACAGGAUGGAUUCAGUUCAAACUGUGGAUUUCACUUCAGGAUGUUUUGAGUUUCAUUUGAUUUGGCAAAGUCUCUUCUGAAAAUUAUACUUUUUAAUAAGUAAACACAAAGUCAGGAGCAGUUUGGCUUUAUCCUAACAUCUUUAGCUUUUGAUCCUUCUGUGCAGUAAAAACUAUUCUGAGCAAAUAUCUGAACGUUUAACCAUCAACCAAAGAUUAAUGAAUGUGGUUCAACAAGCCUUAUAAAGUGGAGUUAAUCUCUAGAAGUGCAUCUUGCCCAGUCAGGACAAGUAGGAAGCCCUUCUGGAUUUAUGCAUGGACCUAUUUGAUGGAGAGGUAAUUAUGUUGCCUUCACUUGCUACUAAUCUAAUAUCUGAAAUUUGUGUGCAUUGCUCACAUCCAUGUUGCAAUGUUAUAGUGAUGUCAUGUGGUUUAGUGCAAAUACCAUGUCUGAAAAUAUCUGUAAUAUAAAUAUAUUGACGGAAUGGUCCUCACUAGGUACAAACAAAGAAACAAUCAGUGUUGCAGUAAUUCACUGCAAAGUAGAAACCUAUUUUAAAAUAGCUAUUUAAAAAAGGGUAACGUCUAAUAUUUCGUAAUAAGUUCACUAGUUUUCAUAGGUUGCAAGCUCAUUUUACUGUGAUAUAAUUUGUUAUUUAUAUCACAUCAUGCAUUUUAUUUUUGUAUUAUUUCUUAUUCAUAUUACACUGUGAAUUUUAUUUUGGUAUUGUUUCUUAUUCAUAUCACACCAUCUUUCCUUUACUGAACAGUUGAAUCACAUGCCUGCACAUUUUCUGCAUAGUACUUCACAUAUUUUACUAAUAAUAUUAUACUUUUUGAAUUUUUAAUAUUCUAUUGUAUACCUCCUAAGAUAAAUGAAUGCCUUUACACUGAUCAUAAAGGGACAUAGGUAAUAGAAAUAUGUAUAAACAUGAAUCGAUCAAAGCAAGUCAUUGCAUGUAUUUUACAGCUGCCAGUAGUUUCACAUGUCAGAAAUUUAUAUACAUACAUAAUAAUCGAUGGUAGUUUUAAAACUGUAUGUCUGUAAAAACAGCUUCUCAUUUUUACAACUCUUUAUUAAAUAUUACACAUGAA